AUGGUGGUAAACGUAUCUCCUAGGAGUAGCAUGAGCUCUAGAAGCAGACGUGGCUCAACUAUCAAUAACUUACUCAACUCGAUGGGCAUUAGACAGGGUUCCAAUCCCGGUGUACAUGGCGGGACCGUGCCUUUGGACACCAUUCCAGCUGGGACGCCAAUAGGACCUGCUACCAACGGGGUCGCUCGAGAGCAGUUUCAAAUUGGCAAUCCAGCUCAAGUCAACAAUAGUCAUAAUGGUACUUCCAACAGCUUGGAAGCGGUAAAUUCAAACCCAGGGCAGGUCUUCAGCUCGGAGGAUGAAGACGAUCGGGUUGUUGGUGAAGGUGAAAAUAUACGUCUCAACGGUUUAAAUGGGCUGCACGAUAAUGAUGACGAUGACGAUAUUGAUGAUGAUAAUAAUAACAACGACAACGAAAACGGCGUAGCAGCUUCUGCAAACAUGCUGGGGACCACCCCGUUUGAUCAAGGUCUUCAGAAUAGUUUGGUACCAGACCUACGACAGGAUCUCCCCAUAACACUCACCCUGGGUCAAAACGAUAUCCCCCCAGGUCCCGGCCAUCAACCCAGUACUCUUACACCGGGAGAAGCGCAACUGGUCCCCAAAGCCGUGCGUCACUUUGUCUAUGGAAGUAGCCCUCCCGAAAGCGCAGUUGAACUGCUGGGUUUGGAUAGACCCCAGAAUGCAGCUCCAAUUGAACCUUUAAGCCCAGAUUCGGUACAGUCACGCAAAGACAAGAAUGGACUAUUCAGUCUAAGGUUAACACCGUUUUUGGACCAAUCUGCUACCAGCAACCCCGGCUUAUAUUUUGAUCCAAUUGUGAGGACGGCUGGUCCUUGCUCUCAAUUGGUCAUUGGAAGAUACACAGAACGCGUCAGGGAGUCUAUCACACGAAUUCCGGAACAUUUUCACCCUGUAGUGUUCAAAAGCAAGGUCGUUUCAAGAACACAUGGCUGCUUCAAAGUAGAUCAACAGGGAAAUUGGUACAUUCGAGACGUCAAGUCGUCGUCUGGUACGUUCUUGAACCACCACAGGCUGGCACCUGCGUCGACAAUGUCUAAAGAUACACUACUACAAGAUGGAGACCUUUUGCAAUUAGGAUUGGAUUUCAGAGGAGGAACAGAAGAAAUAUAUCGGAGCGUCAAGAUGAGAAUUGAAUUAAACAAAUCCUGGAAAAGGCGGGCAAUGAGGUUUAACCGCGAGGCUUUGCAGAGAUUAAAAAAUUUACAGAAAAUGACAUCUGGCCUAGAGGAAGAAGAUUGCUCGAUCUGUUUGUCCAAGAUCAAACCAUGUCAAGCAAUUUUUAUUUCGCCAUGUUCUCACAGUUGGCAUUAUCAGUGUGUGAGACGGCUCGUUGUCUCGACAUACCCCCAAUUUGUGUGCCCAAAUUGUAGGUCCAGUUGCGAUUUAGAAGCGUCUUUAGACAGUGAUCUUGACAGCGAUGAGAAUGAUUUUGAUGUUAUUUCCGACGACGUCAAAGAUAUGGAUAUGCAGCAAGAUAGCGAUUAG
Lachancea sp. 'fantastica' is the source of this 1509-nucleotide messenger RNA. The record is from the annotation of a GenBank genome assembly. NCBI's taxonomy places the organism in Eukaryota, Fungi, Ascomycota, Saccharomycetes, Saccharomycetales, Saccharomycetaceae.